AUGAAUAAAUAUAUAAUAAAGGAAAUUGGAUUUCUUCUGCUUAUAUUUCCAGUAUAUUUAAAAUCUUCUGAUAUAUCUACUAUAUAUAAGAUGAAUCCCAAUUUUUUGCCAGUUCCAAUUUGCAAUCGUGAACAUUAUUGCGAGGAAAAUACAUUGUAUUAUCCAGAAAAAAUAAUAUCACAGGAACUAGAAAAGUAUCCUCACUUUCGAUAUUAUGCAAAUACAAAUGAGAUAAUAUAUCCUGAAUUCGAAGAUAAAUCAGAAGAAGAAUCACUUUGUAUCUCUAGAGAACAAAUUAUAUUCCCCAAAUCAGGUCUAACAAAAGAAUUGGAAUGGAAAUAUAUCGUAAAUCACAUAAACUUGACGCAAGCUAUACACACCGAGAUAUGUCUGGAAAAAGACAGACCAUGUAGAAUAAUCGAAGGUUUCGCUGAAGGAUAUUAUACAAAAUGUAAGCAAAAAUUCACAUAUCAUCAGCUUUUGGCAGUAGCAUCAAAUGGUUCGAUAAUACCCGAAUUAUUUCGAUUUCCAACAAAUUGUUACUGUCACAUCGAUUUUGAAUCUGAUAGAUUUUUGCGUUCAUUAAAAUUUAAUAAUUAAUGAGAGUAAAUGAUGUAAUAUUAAAUAUGAUAUAAAAUUAAAAGGUAUAUAUUAUAUGAGUCAAUUUCUAUUUAUAUAAUUUGUAAAAUAAUAAAAUGCAUAAUCUAUAUAAUAAAAACUUAAAUCUAUUAUUAUAUUAUAAUUAAGUAGUCAAAUCUAUUAUUAGUUAAUUACGCGAAAUGCGAAACUAUUUAUCAUAACAAAAGUGUUUAAUUUUUUAUAUUUAAUCUUCCUAUAUUGACAAAUGUAAUUAUUUUU
Messenger RNA from Apis laboriosa (Himalayan honeybee), 858 nucleotides. RefSeq lists its product as uncharacterized. NCBI's taxonomy places the organism in Eukaryota, Metazoa, Arthropoda, Insecta, Hymenoptera, Apidae. The coding region runs from base 1 to 600 and encodes 199 amino acids. Gene Ontology annotation, biological process: regulation of Toll signaling pathway; central nervous system formation; innate immune response. The transcript is spliced from 6 exons. Gene Ontology annotation, cellular component: extracellular region. Gene Ontology annotation, molecular function: Toll binding; growth factor activity. The record is from RefSeq and is a predicted model, not a curated record.